This is a messenger RNA of Penicillium canescens, 397 nucleotides long. RefSeq lists its product as uncharacterized. Lineage: Eukaryota; Fungi; Ascomycota; Eurotiomycetes; Eurotiales; Aspergillaceae. The record is from RefSeq and is a predicted model, not a curated record. Bases 77 to 397 code for a protein of 106 amino acids. The transcript is spliced from 2 exons.
CUUCAGAUUCUUCGGACUUUGAUACUUGUGCUGGCAGCACGUCAAAACUAUCUCACUUAUUUCCUAAUCGCUAACUAUGGCUGACCCAGAGGACGGCGAUGAUCUCUUCGCGGAUCUUUACGAUGCCGACGAAUCCACCACCCGCACCACCUCCGCUGUUGAGGCCCCAAAGCCUGCCGCGCAAGAGAAUCCCCCUCCUGCGCCCGCUCUGAACUCCGGGCUGGAUUUUGCGCCCGCCCCUGUCGAGACUCAAGAAUCGCAUAAUGCCGGCCAGCCCUCCGACUAUGACACGGGCUAUCACAAUGGUCAUGGAAACGCAUACGGCGCCCCUGUCCAUGCCCAACCACCCCCUGCGGAACCCGAGUCUCAGGGAACUGGAAUUAAAGAAGACGGGUAA